Molecule: messenger RNA, 348 nt
Organism: Fibroporia radiculosa
Lineage: Eukaryota; Fungi; Basidiomycota; Agaricomycetes; Polyporales; Fibroporiaceae
Exons: 2
Coding region: 1-348 (115 amino acids)
Biological process (GO): protein histidyl modification to diphthamide
Molecular function (GO): metal ion binding
Source: RefSeq, a predicted model, not a curated record
AUGGGCGCAUAUUACGACGAGGUCGAGAUUGAAGACAUGGCCUGGGAUGAGGACAAACGGAUAUACCACUAUCCUUGUCCCUGCGGUGACCGCUUCGAGAUUUCUCGUAAGCAGCUCGCGAAUUACGAAGACAUUGCGACAUGCCCCAGCUGCAGUCUAGUCAUACGAGUCAUAUACGAUCCACUUGACUACGAAGAUGAGCCGCCAGACGAAGACGACGAAGGUGCAGUGUCAGACGAGGAGUCUGACGAAGACGAUAGCGAUAGCGGCGACGAGAGGUUCGAAGAUGCCCUUGAUCGCCUCCACCUUGCUGACGAGCGGCCCCUUGUGAUUGCGGUCGGGGCAUGA